Messenger RNA from Prunus armeniaca (apricot), 666 nucleotides. The record is from the annotation of a GenBank genome assembly. NCBI's taxonomy places the organism in Eukaryota, Viridiplantae, Streptophyta, Magnoliopsida, Rosales, Rosaceae.
AUGACGAAGAGGCCAAGGUUGUCAAUGGCACUGCUAGCAAUAGUGGUUCUGCCAAAUUUUCUAUGUGUAUGCAACGCGAUUGAGUCACCACAGUACUCGGUGGUUCACUCAGAAUCAGACUUUGAUAUCAGACUUUACAGAGAGGCCUCAUGGAUGUCUGCUCCUGUUAAAGACAUCUCCUUUGAGAAGGCCACCAGAAAUGGCUUCCACAGGCUGUUCCAGUACAUCCAAGGUGCCAAUUUGAAUUUCUCUCGAAUUGCAAUGACAGCUCCCGUGUUGACAAGCAUAGUCCCAGGAGCUGGCCCCCUUCACUCAUCGGCCUAUUUUGUUAGAUUCUACUUGCCUACAAAGUUCCAAACCACUCCACCCACACCCCUCCCUGAACUCAGCUUGGAACCCUAUACCUGGGACAGUCAUUACGUUGCCGUCAGGAAGUUCUCUGGAUUUGCAAGAGAUACUAACAUAGUGCAAGAGGCGGAGAAGCUUGCUACCAGCUUGAGCAGGUCUCCAUGGGCAAAUUCUACAUCAGAAGAAAGCAGCUAUGCUUAUUCAAUCGCGCAGUACAGCUCCCCGUUCCGGCUUAUUGGGCGUGUGAAUGAGGUUUGGGUGGAUGUCAAUCCAUCUGGGUUAGGUGGCUAUAAAUACAGUGAAAUAGCUACGUCCUGA